Messenger RNA from Cantharellus anzutake, 582 nucleotides. RefSeq lists its product as uncharacterized. NCBI's taxonomy places the organism in Eukaryota, Fungi, Basidiomycota, Agaricomycetes, Cantharellales, Hydnaceae. The transcript is spliced from 3 exons. Bases 1 to 582 code for a protein of 193 amino acids. The record is from RefSeq and is a predicted model, not a curated record.
AUGUCGAUGAUAUUCCGCAGUGUCGUUCAUGGGGCGUUAAGUGCAAUUGAUAGGGCUUUGGAAGGUCAGGUUGAGAGGAUCAGCUUGCUUGAGAGUCAGAGUCGGAAGCACUGGAAGAGGAUACUUGUAGCGACCUCGCUAACACAAAGCAUAAAUGAUGUGAGGACAUGUAUCAGUGAAGCUCUUUCUCGUUUUGCGACAGUGGCAACGACUUUGAAUACGAUCCAAGUGUCGGUGGACCGUUCGUCUUUUUCUCCCGAUGCCAGGGCUUUUGGCUCAUUCCCAUUUUCAGACGAGCUGUCGAAACUCCGCAAAGUCGAUGCUGAGUAUCACCACGUGAAGAGCAAGUCCGAAUGCCUCGAAACCACGCGGGAUGAGAUUCGCAGCUCAAUCCUCAAACACCUGAGGGAACCCAAGAACCGAUUUGUGUGGCUGCGUAGUUCACCCGGAACCGGGAAGACUGCGAUAUCCAUGGGUGUAGCCUCGACUCUUGGUAGCCAGGAGCGAUUUCCCUCCACCCUUGCUCUGCAGAUUGCGGCGUUCAAUGCCGAGUACAAGAGCUUCGGCAGCCAGCUUCAUUGA